Molecule: messenger RNA, 2369 nt
Organism: Aplysia californica (California sea hare)
Lineage: Eukaryota; Metazoa; Mollusca; Gastropoda; Aplysiida; Aplysiidae
Exons: 15
Coding region: 150-2069 (639 amino acids)
Biological process (GO): rRNA processing
Cellular component (GO): nucleus
Source: RefSeq, a predicted model, not a curated record
ACUGUUGAUUUUGUGAAUGUGGAUGGAGAGUGCUCUGAAUCGAAGUAAAAUUUGCUGUGUUCGUUUCAAGUUACCGAUCAGGAUCUCGUCUUUAUUUCAUAAAGUGUCACACGCAUGCUGAGCGUGUUUUGUAGUUGUUGAAGAGAAACAUGUUCCCCAUAUCCCAAAGUGGACUUGGAGGAAAUCAGCAAAGAGGCAGUCGAAAAAAUGAGGAAUGGACCACAAACUGUCUUCAGCUGGUAUAUUCAGCACAUCGAACACUUUCAGCCAUGUGUGAGAACGUGGACACAGGGGAGGACAGUGCACCAAAAGAGCCGCCUGGACUCCGAUGCACUCCAGUCUCUGAGGAGCUAGCCGUGGAACAGAUGGCUGCUGUGUUUAUGGAACAGUGCCAGGCUUUGACCCAGAUACUCAGCAUGCCUAUGGAAGGUCUUGUGAGGUUGCCUCUGGGUGUAAUUCUCAAACUUAUCACACGCUCUCUGAAUAUGUCUUAUAAGGAUGUGACUGCCCUGCCAUCUUUGAAGGACCUUGCCAGUGUUCUUCCCUCCUUACAACAGUCGUCUAUGGAAGUUCUGUGUUCCUUGAUAUUGUGCUGCAACACUAACCUACUGCCGCAAAGCAGGCUUAUCCUGGACCUUCUUCAACGAGUUCUGGUGUCCACAGGGCGCAUGGAGAGCCAUGAAAAAAGCACAACCCGCUCAUGGGUGUACCGCGUUCUGUCUGAAUGGCUGAAAAUGGCGGGCAUGGGUCGGCACUUCCUGUCUCAUCUGAACUAUUUCAUUCAAGAGAUUGUCUCUGAUGUUCAGUUUAUCGACAAACCUCACAAGGAGGCAAAUGGCAUUGGCACAGCAGAGGCCACUGCUGUAGACGAUGCCGUCAGCUCAAGAGCAACGGGGAAGGGGAAAAAGAAGAAAAAGAACCGUACAGCCGACUCUUACAAAGACCUAUCAGUGAUGAAUAAUCUUAACAGUGGAGUGGAUCCAGGACUGUGCAAGCCUUACGUUGCAGAGGCUACGUUUUGUGGUUUGGAAUUGUCAAAGGUCAUCCUUGAAAGAGGGCAGUUUAUAUUGCUGCAGAAACUUGUUAGGCACAUUCUGGAGACCACAUCUACCCUUCAGCGCACAGAUGCCUCGUCCCAUUCAGCAUACAGCCAACUUGCAUGCAGGCUCGGGCUCUAUCAUGUGGUCUGGGUCUGUUCUCAGGUUCCCCUGGACAAUGGUGUGGGCACUGCAGACACAGUCGCUCAUUUCCAGCAGACCAACCAAGCUCUGUCAUUGAUUUCCCGUGCCAGCCAUGCAGGGAGUUUUGUGGAGGUACGCAGCUUUUGCCAAGAACGUCUCUUUUCCAUGCAUUCUUUGGGAAGCCUGUCAAGACCAAUUGUGAGGAAAGUUUUGCCUGAUGACAAAGAUGAAUCCCAAGACUUGUCUGAAACUGUGAGAGAAGUAGAAAAAUUAACCGAAGAAAACGACUCGUUGAGAAAACGAAUGCUGGAGGUGGAAAUGGAGAGACACAACCAGGCCCGGCUGGUGGCAUCGUUACAACAGGAAAUUGUAACCCUGAGAGCUGCUCAGAUUCAGGAAAGGAACAAUGCAGAAGAGUCUGAACAUGACUCACCAGAUGACCAAGAUGAUGUGGUGCUACCUGACAAUGGUUCUGAAAUGGAGGUGAACAGAGAAAAUGAGGAAGAAGAACAAGAAACAAGUUUGGCAGAAACAAGCCUGAAAGACUUAGAAGAAGAAAAAGAAGUGCACACGAAGAUGGAAGAUGCUAGAAAGGGGAAACGAAAAAGGAAAGGAAAGAAGAAAAAGAGUCUUCAGAUGAACUCCAGUACUGCGGAGACCCCAGAGUUGGACAGCAAGCCUGGGUCGCAUUCAAAUAGCGGUCUGUCACCUCAAAUUAAGAAACGAGCUGUUUCAUCAGACAAAGACAUUGAAAAGUCAGAUGUAAAGAAAAUGCGGGUCGUCACGUCAAAUCAGGAUACGAAAACGGAAGAAAUUCAAACUGAGCCUGAUCCUGAACAUGUGCAAGAAAUGCUGUUAGAUUUUGUGGAUGCUGAACCAGAUGCUUGAUAUCUUCCCCUGCAGUAGGCCCUACAACACCAGACAAAUAAGAUUUUUUAAAAUUCAUUACGCAGCUAUCACCUAGUUGGAAUUAAAACUGCCGAUAUUGCAUUGCGUUCUCUAUGAAUAUAUAUGUCACCUGUAUGUCAAAAUACAACGGCUGGCCAAGAGAUUGAUGUUGUGUAUGGAGAAUUUCAAUUAAAGUACAUACAUGCAUCUCUGUAUGUUAUUUGUUAUACAAAGUAAAAACAACGCUCUCUCUGAGUUGUCUAAGUCUGAGUGAAGGAAUAAAAGACAAUACCAAUAUGA